AAACAUGUUCCCUCUUUCAUCUUCAACCUACGAACUCACUUCUCUCAAUUUCUUCAAUUCGUGCUUUCUCAUUCUGCUUCAUCAUCACCUUGUGGUAGUAUCAAAGAUUGUAUUGAAGAAAAGGAAAAGCAAUGAGGAUUGGGCAAAUAGAAGGAAAGAACAACUGGAGCAAAGGGUGAAGAAAUCUAAAAGCGAUAAUUUCGUUAUCAAGAAGCCCGAACAGUUUAUCAGAGAAUUCCGUGAUAAAGAGGCCGAUCUUAUCAAAAUGAAAUAUCGUGGACAACAACCAAUAAAAGCAUCCAAAUUUACCCAAUCAAAGCUCCUUUUCAUCAUUCGCAUACAAGGUAAAAGUGAUAUGCAUCCACAAACAAGGAAACUUUUAUACUCUUUGAGAUUAAGGAGAAUGUUCACUGGUGUUUUUGUUAAGACAAAUGAUAGAAUCUUGGAAAUUCUACAGAAAGUUGAACCAUAUGUCACAUACGGUGUGAAUGAGUUGAUAUACAAGAAGGGUUUGGCAAAAGUUAACAAGCAGAUAUUUCCGUUGACAGACAAUAACAUCAUUGAACAAGCAAUGAGUGAUCAUGGAAUUAUAUGCAUAGAAGAUAUUGUAAAUGAGAUUGCAAAUGUGGGCCCACAUUUCAAGGAGGUUUGCAGUUUUUUGUGUCCUUUCAAUUUGAAUAAGCCGGAAAAGGCUUUGCAGGGUAAGAAAAAGGCGUUUAAGGAUGGUGGUGAUUCUGGAAACCGUGAGGAUCAAAUUAACGACUUGAUUAGUAAAAUGAAUUAAUUAAUUAUUAUAGGUUUAAAUUUAAGAUAGAUGAAUCUUUUUGUUGUUAAUCU
Molecule: messenger RNA, 837 nt
Organism: Lactuca virosa
Lineage: Eukaryota; Viridiplantae; Streptophyta; Magnoliopsida; Asterales; Asteraceae
Source: the annotation of a GenBank genome assembly